GGAAAGUGCCUGAUCUGAACUAGUCUUGCUAACACUAGCUAUAGAGCUUUAAAGCCACAGCGACCCUUUUUAAAUCAAUGCAUCGCUGCUAGAUUCACAGGUUUUAAAACCCCGUUUGCGGAUAUUUUGACACCUCGCUGCAAAGGAAUAGACGAUACACUCGUGGAAUGCUGGAGUAUAAGACCGCAGAUAGUUUUACUAAACUUGCAGUAUAAAGGGACAACGCAACCUUCCAGGGAGACUGAUACGAUCUGGCUCGGAUUUCUUCAUACUUCGCAAAAUGUUUGAAACGGAAGGAAGAAGCAUGUCACGACUGUCGCUGACCCGGUCUCCAGUCUCUCCUCUGGCCGCUCAGGGAAUCCCUCUACCGGCUCAGCUGACAAAAUCAAAUGCUCCGGUUCACAUUGACGUUGGAGGGCACAUGUAUACCAGCAGCUUGGCGACUCUCACCAAAUACCCAGACUCAAGAAUCAGCCGUCUGUUCAACGGUACGGAGCCCAUCGUGUUGGACAGCUUGAAGCAGCACUACUUCAUCGAUCGGGAUGGAGAGAUAUUCCGUUACAUUCUCAGCUUCCUCCGGACCUGCAAACUGCUCCUUCCUGAUGACUUCAAGGACUUCCACCUGCUCUACGAGGAGGCGCGGUACUACCAGCUGACGCCCAUGAUCAAGGAGCUGGAGCGCUGGAAGCAGGAGAAGGAGCAGCGGAAGCUGGCGCAGCCCUGCGACUGCCUGGUGGUGCGGGUCACGCCCGACCUGGGCGAGAGGAUCGCCCUGAGCGGGGAGAAGGUGCUGAUCGAGGAGAUCUUCCCGGAGACCGGGGACGUCAUGUGCAACUCGGUCAACGCCGGCUGGAACCAGGACCCCACGCAUGUCAUCCGCUUCCCCCUCAACGGCUACUGCAGGCUCAACUCCGUGCAGGUCCUGGAGCGGCUCUUCCUGAAAGGCUUCAGCGUGGCGGCGUCGUGCGGUGGCGGCGUGGACUCCUCCCAGUUCAGCGAGUACGUCCUGUGUCGCGAGGACCGACGGUGUCAGCCCAUCAACACCUCUAUCAGGAUAAAGCAGGAGCCCCUGGACUAGAGCAUGCUGGGAGAGAGACUGUCACUGAGAUGGACACUCGUACAGAACAACAUCCCACCACCCCCCCCACCCUCCCCCCCCCCAACAAAAAAAACAAACAAACAGACCAACAAACAACAAAGUAUUAGCAGUCCAGUCCAGUUCAUGUGGAACGCAGUGGUCCAAUGGGAAUGUAAUUUUCAGCAAGUCCAGGGGAAAAAAAGUGUAAAAAAGAGAAAAUGCUUUGAUUCUGUCAAGAAUACCCAAAGAAGUCUAAACAAAAGGACUGUGAAGAAAAAAAAAACCUGAACCAUUUCAACCUUUAGAGAAGCUCUGGUCCUCCUUUUUUGUUUUGUGGAGCUGUGAGCCCGUGUGACGGGACGGCCUGUGCAGAGGAGGCAGAGGGCCGGCCGUCCUGUCACUUUCGCGCACCCUGGCGUGUCGUCUGGUCCCGUCUCUGUGUAAACCCCGUGUGUGUUGUGUGUGACGACGCGGCUGAAUGUGGACAGCGCUUGUGUGCAGAGACCCUCGGCCUUCCUCCUGCAGUAGCACCUGGUGCGGAGCGGCUCUGGAGAGGAACCCUAACCCGGCUAACAGGUCACAGAAACACCCCCAACAUAAUACAGUGCCAGCCUGGUUCAUUUCCACGCUGAGAGAAUGAGCUUCGUGUCACAUGAUCACCUUCAGCUUCUCUCUUUGCGCUGAAUGCCAAAUCCAGUUUUAUUCUUUUGGUGUGUGUGUGUGUGUGCAUGUAUGUACACAGACGUCACACAAAUGUAUGUAUAUAUGUGUGUGUGCAGUACACGCACACACCCACACACACAUUAAGUGUUUUAAUCUUUUUGCUCUAUUUUGCAGCUAUGAUUUUUUUAUGAUUUAUAGUUUUAUUUUUAUUUUCCAUAUGAAGGAUUUGUGAAACUUGUUUUCAAAAGUCAUUUGGUUUGAAAGCGUAAGUAGGAGCCACUUGGCACUGGCUGUACAAACACUAUUAUGUCUCGAGGCUACAUGGCUAAAGCAGUGUAGCUGCUAAUGCAUUCAGAACCAGAGAAGGCCUCAUUGUUAUAACAGGGCUGCAGGGAAACCUGGGUAUUUGCAAGAGCUUUUCUGAUCAUAUUUCUAAAUCUUCCUCCCAAGAAUAUGUAGCUAAUACACACACGAAGAGCACACACAGUUUCUCUUCAGGACUAGCAUGUUCUCAUUAUUAGCCUUAAAACAUAUCCCUCGUGCUACUUUGACAAGCACACGCAAGACAGAAAUGAAUAAUGACUCAUAUUAUUAAAACAGGCUGAAUAAAUGUCAUUUUUGAGACCACAAACUUGAACAUCGUUUAUGUAAAUUAAGUGGUAAUGAUUCAAAUUUCAAUGUCAAAUUCUACAGUGUAGAAUUGUACACGAGGGCCUUACUGCAUUGGCCAGCCUAUGGCAGAACAAAGCCCUGGUAUCCCUAGCAUGUUGGGGUCUGGUUCAUGACCUGGGAGCCAACAUCAAAAGCUGCAGUAAGGGGAUCCCUGUGUGAUCUCUGUGUUCGAUUUCUUUCUUUUGCACUUAAAAUGCCUCCACUCCCAUCCCAUCGUUGGGACAAGGAGUCGCUCUUGGAGUGAUCAUUGGCAUCUGUCACUGAGACGGAGCCUUGGGCCAUUCAUUCGCUGCCCCAGCCCCAAGGCAGUCAAGUCUGAAGCAGCCCAUUGUACUUCAGCUCAGUGGACUUCCCAGGCCAAGGGUUCUCUUGGGAAAGCUGGGCAAAUAAGCAGUUAGUUUCCGUAGGCUGCCACUGGACAUCGCCCAUCUGGGGCUAAGGUCACCUUCCCAGAAUCAUCUCAACAGAUACCAGCUGGUGACCAGAAGAAGACCAGAACCAGUUUAGUACUGUUUCCCUUAUUGCUUUAGAUCCUAACCCUGCGUUCACACAGCAAAAAACUUGGUUGAUGGAUUGCUCAAGUGUACUUGAGGGCGGGGUAAGAGCUUCCCGUUGUGUCCUCUAAAAGUCAGCUUGCAGCUACAAAUUUUUUGAUGAAGUGAAAAAACGGCAAUGCACAAUAUAACAAAGAUGUACAUUUACCUUCUAUUAUUCACGUUUCUAUAGUUAUGGGCUACCAUAGCUUAACCUAGCAUUUAUCUAGCUUGUGUGAUUUUCAUAUCAAUAUUUUAUUCACACAGUAAAAUAACUGAAAUACCUUACCGUCCAUACCAACAGCAGUCGCAACUGCUGUCCAAGCAUCAUAUUCUACGCGCUUGUCCCAGUACUUUUUAAAAAACUUUUUACAAUACUGGGGUUUGAUUGUACCAUAACUAUGAGCUGUUCCUCCGUUUUUUUAGACUGGGCGGAACAAUAAUUCACAAAAUGGCUGGAGAAAUAGGAAGCCCGAAACUCUGAUUGGCUGUUGACAGGCAUUGCCCAUGAAAAGAUAAACCAUACAAUUUUUUGUCAACAUUGUUUGGGCAACUUUUGUCAGUUGCCCAGUUGCUUGGGUCGCUGGCCGUCGCUCAGCUUCACUGAGGAGAAAUGGCGGAGGAGAGACUUCUGGCAACUGGUCGAAGGAAUCUUUCGCUGUGUGAACGGGGGGUAAGGCACAUGGAGCUACAGAUACUGGGAUGAUCCUAAUAUACCAGCUUUGUGAAACCUUUGGGAUUCUGAUUGUAUGUAGUUUUACCGUAUGUAAUAGCUCUCAGUCAGAAGAGGGACAUUAUGAGAGCUACGGUAUAAGUGUAAUAUUAGGUGGUGUGAAACACACAACUUAGUUACAGGUUUGAACAGUACAGUCAGUUACUUGGGGGUAAAUUGGUUCACUGGUUUAUGUUUCUGGUUUAGUUACAGAUGAAAGGGAUAAACAAAAAAAGGCCAAGUUACUCUAACUUUGUCUAUGUGUAACUUAUAGAUGCUGUUAUUUUUUUCUUGCCAAAAGAUUGAUCAAAAAGAAGUCCAUUUUGAUCUCGGAGGGCAAAGCCAGUUAAUCUGACUCUGAAAUUUUCCCUCCUGGGGAUUUAAUAAUUAUUUUCAAUCAUGAAAAGGAGUAAAAAUGGGAGGCAAAAGUAACCUUCACUCGGUUGAAAAGUAUCUUUGGUCUGUUUGUUCGCUGAUUAAAUAGCCACGCAAGCAUCCUCGAAGGCAGGGUCAGAGUAGCCCCCAGCCAGGCUCUGAUCUAGUGGGGGAUCCCGGGUUAAGCUCUUUGUUCUGGCCUGCUUCUGGACAUCACGGGGCUGGGUCCCAGCAUCCAGUCACCACAAAGUGAAUUACCAAACACUUCUUUCAUGUGCUGGGAGAGGCGGGGGCUACGGACCCAGCCUGGCUCCCUGCACAUCCCUCCACAGUCUAGCAGUGCCAGUGGAGAAGCAGGCCCCUGCUUUCUCUGCAUCACUACGGUGGCUUUCCAGUGCAGCCAAUCACAUUCUGAGCACAUGACAUGUGAUAGGUUUGGAAACCUUCUCAGAGCAAGGUGAAUGAACCUGUAACUUUCAUUGUGAAAUCACCCCAUAAAUAGCUCGAACUCACUACGAGUCACUACUACCAAUCGUUCUCAGCUAAUGAGAGUGCUCACAGUAUUUAUUCCGUUUCAUGAAGGUGUGCGAUUUCACUCCUCUCUAUGGAAGAAACAGGGCAGAAACAGGCUCCAACAUUGCAUACGUACUCAGAAACAAAGGAAACUGUACAUUCACAGGCUGCUUGUAAAAUCCUGCACCAAGAAACAAUGUGUAGAGCUGUAUAUUAUGCGUUGUUGUUAAGAAAGAUGUCCGACCAUGGAAAGAACUGUCAUGUUUGUCUGUAACGCAAUGAUACUUGCACCCAACGAUUUUCUGCUCACUCCAAUUGAAUGCAUAACCCAGGAGGCAAGCGGUCUCUCUGUAUGCUAGUCUAAAGAUGACUCAUCUUGUAUAAUUAUUUGUAUAUUGAAUUGUAUUUGGACUCCUGGUUUGAGUGUCUGUUUUGUUAAAAAAAAAAAAAGAGAGAAAAUAA
Anguilla rostrata (American eel) is the source of this 5008-nucleotide messenger RNA. RefSeq names its product BTB/POZ domain-containing protein kctd15. The transcript is spliced from 5 exons. Gene Ontology annotation, molecular function: protein binding. The record is from RefSeq and is a predicted model, not a curated record. The coding region runs from base 281 to 1078 and encodes 265 amino acids. Gene Ontology annotation, biological process: protein homooligomerization. Lineage: Eukaryota; Metazoa; Chordata; Actinopteri; Anguilliformes; Anguillidae.